CGCGCCGUUACCUGUUAAACCAUAUUAUUAAUCUGGUAACAUUAAAAAACAGGCUAUUGUGAACACAAAAUCAUCUAAUUUGGAUCAGCUGUUUAUUAUUUUUAUUUGCCUUUGUUCGUCCAAUUAGUGUUUAUUUAUUAGAAAAUCUAAUAAAAAUCGAUUGCGAUGUCAAGAGGAUAUAAUUGGCAAAAUUCUGCUGAACGAGAAAAUGCUGCACAGUCUCAAUUAGUAGCAAAUACUCAUGAUAUUCUUGAGCGUAGUUCGGCAAGCAUACAGCGAUCAAACCAGGUAGCCAUAGAGACCGAGCAGAUAGGUACAGAAGUUUUAACGGAACUAAAUGAACAACGAGAAUCUUUACUACGUUCUUCACGGCGACUUCAAGAUGCAGAUGCAGACAUUGUGCAGUCGAGAAACAUUAUAAGAAAACUGCGCCGGGAACUACUUUACAACAAACUCGUUCUGGUGCUAAUUAUAAUUCUGGAAAUAUGUGUUUUAGCCGGGUUGAUAGUUAUUAAAUUUGUACGUUUCUAAACUUACAUACAUUAUAUACAAUACAAUUUCUUAAAUCAGAUAUCCCACUAAGCUAGGAGUAGUUUGGUUUGAGAUGCAAGCUGUAAAACUUUAUUCGAAACAUUUCCAUGCUACUACACAGUACACAUUUAUAACAUUUAUGAAAUUACAAUUUACCUAGAGCAUGAUAACCUUAUGUGUAUAAGGGUGCGGUUUAACAGAUCUAAUGUCAUUAUGUGCAGAGUUUUACAUUAAUACUUUAUUAAACAUCAAUCAGCAGUUAAUUAAUGCAGAGUUAAAUAUAUUCGCAUUGAAUUUUAAAAUUUGGCAAAUGAUGUUCACAUGUAUUUUUCAUGUACAUAUACAUGAAUUUUUAUAAUGGUGGCCAUCACAGAAUCCAUCGUAGUCCGAUUUUUCGUGAACUCUACGGAAGAGCGAUCAAUGAAUCCGAAUCGCCACGAACGUGUGUAUUCAAAGUAUACGCUACGCUCGCAGCUAUUCGAAUUCCAUGAUAGCAUUUUCGUAGAAUUCACAAAAAAUCGGAUUACGAUGGAUUUUGUGAUAGCUCUGAAUAAAUACAUAUAUAUAUAUAAAGCUGUAAAGUUUCUUAGGUAUGUUAGGCUUUGUAUAGCACCUUCAUCGUAUUACUGAAAAAAAAAAAUUAAUAAUGGAGUAAAUUCGUUUAUGGAGAUACAUAAAUGUACGUAGAUCAUUUUGAAAAUAAUAUUGCAACUUUUUUCUUUAGUGUUUCAGGAUGUGGGUUUCAUAUAAAAAACUUUGCAAUUUCAAAAAAUAAAAUACAUAAUUUAAAUUUAAUUGAUAAAUUAGAUAUUUAAUUAUUACAAGAUAAGACAAUAGGUGUUAUUAUCGUAAACGCGAAUAAAUGAAAAAAGAUACAUAUGCAUAUGAAGAUGAUGUAACCCUCGUUUGUUAAUACUGUUGGAAACUACUCUUUUAAGCAGAUAUCCAACUAAUCUUACAAGUAAUAAACAUAUAAAUAAAUUCGUGA
This is a messenger RNA of Rhagoletis pomonella (apple maggot), 1519 nucleotides long. It is a transcript of the gene Vti1b, whose product is annotated as vesicle transport through interaction with t-SNAREs homolog 1A. Gene Ontology annotation, cellular component: SNARE complex; endoplasmic reticulum membrane; late endosome membrane. Gene Ontology annotation, biological process: regulation of protein localization to plasma membrane; vesicle fusion with Golgi apparatus; intra-Golgi vesicle-mediated transport. The record is from RefSeq and is a predicted model, not a curated record. Lineage: Eukaryota; Metazoa; Arthropoda; Insecta; Diptera; Tephritidae. Gene Ontology annotation, molecular function: SNARE binding; SNAP receptor activity. The coding region runs from base 166 to 531 and encodes 121 amino acids. The transcript is spliced from 2 exons.